AGUUAUCAACAACAAAACAUGUUGAUUAUUGGGUUAUCCUUCAGUAAAGAUAGUCGAAUCAUUAGGAAAAUAAGCAGCCAAGAGCGGCAAUAAGGCACAGUAUGCCUUUAGCCUAUCAGUACAGAAAUUAAUGACGCUAUUGAUUAGUUCUCUUUGUCUUUUCAAUAAUCCGUCACUUACAUGUUUCUUUAAGCGUCUUGAUAACGACAUGCUUUGUCACUGUUAUCAUUUCGUAUCCAAGACUUCGAGAUUUUCUUGCCAUUAUCGCUGCUUGUUUGUUCAACCUGAACUAAAAGUUGUAAAUAAAAUGCAUAAAACAAUGGCGAACACUCCCUCUACUUUAGAGUUCACUCUAAAAAUCAACCACUUCUGCAUAAGUAUAUAUUUGAAAAAAAGAGUGAAAGAAGAAGAAGAUUAUUUUUAAUUGACAAUUUUAUAACAAUAAAUAGGUUCCUUAUUGUUUAUUACAUAGC
Molecule: messenger RNA, 473 nt
Organism: Gilbertella persicaria
Lineage: Eukaryota; Fungi; Mucoromycota; Mucoromycetes; Mucorales; Choanephoraceae
Exons: 2
Coding region: 131-424 (97 amino acids)
Source: RefSeq, a predicted model, not a curated record